Molecule: messenger RNA, 1848 nt
Organism: Macrosiphum euphorbiae (potato aphid)
Lineage: Eukaryota; Metazoa; Arthropoda; Insecta; Hemiptera; Aphididae
Source: the annotation of a GenBank genome assembly
AUGUUUUCUAGAAGUAUUUCUUUGUCACUAGUCAAACCCUCGAUAUUUAUCGAGGUUAUCGUCAGGGCUGGCCCUGAAAAGGGCCUUUUUGUAGUUGACUUUGAAUUGAUCGAAAACCACGACAACUGCUUCUACGAUUACGUGGAGAUCAGAAACGGACACUCGGCCGACAGCCCUUUGAUAAACAAGUAUUGCGGCUACAAGCUACCCUUGGACGUCCAUUCGAGCACGAACAAACUGUACGUAAAAUUUCUGUCGGACAGCUCGGUGCAGAAGGCCGGAUUUUCCGCUACAUUUAUGAAAGAGUACGACGAAUGCACAUCGGUCGACCACGGAUGCGAGCAGUUCUGCAUCAACACUCUGGGCGGAUAUGAUUGCGCCUGUAAGGUGGGCUUUGAACUACAUUCUGACAACAAACACUGCGAAGACGCUUGCGGCGGUAUAAUCGAAGCGACAAAUGGCACGAUUACAAGUCCUUCGUUUCCUGACCUGUAUCCCGGAAAUAAAAGUUGCAUAUGGGAGAUCAUAGCGCCAAUUCAGUUCAAAAUCACACUGAACUUUACUCACUUCGACCUGGAAGGGAACAACCUACACCAGGCCGAAUGCGAAUACGACCGAGUGGAGGUAUAUAGCAAAAUCGGUUCGGACAAACUCCGGAAGCACGGCGUGUACUGCGGCCAGGAAGCGCCUUCCAUGAUCACUUCGGAGGCGAAUGCACUGCGCGUGGAAUUCGAGUCGGACAGCUCCGUGCACAAGACCGGAUUCGCCGCCGUCUUCUUUACCGACAUGGACGAGUGCGCCGUCAACAACGGUGGAUGCCAACACGAGUGCAAAAACACACCCGGAUCAUACGAGUGCACGUGCAACAACGGGUUUACUUUGCACGAGAACAAGCACGACUGCAAGGAGGGUGGUUGCAAGCACGAGAUUUCGGCACCGCGUGACGUCAUCAGCAGCCCCAACUACCCGGACUCGUAUCCGGGCCGGAAGGAUUGCGUCUGGCAUUUUACCACCACUCCGGGUCACAGGAUCAAAGUGCUCUUCGACACAUUCGAAAUGGAACCUCACCAAGAGUGCGCGUACGAUCAUAUCACGUUCUACGACGGGCCCACCCCGGAUUCGCAGACGCUUGGACGGUUUUGCGGCUCCAAGAUCCCACACCCCAUAGUGUCCUCGUCCAAUCAACUGUACUUGGCCUUCAAAAGCGACGCUUCUGUGCAGCGUAAAGGAUUUCUGGCCACUCACAGCACGGUUUGCGGUGGUAGGCUGAUAGCCACGAACAACGUGAAACACUUCUACUCUCAUUCCAACUACGGCGAUCUGAACUACGACAGCGACGCCACGUGCGAAUGGACCAUCGAAGCCAAAGCCAACAUGAACGUGCACCUGACGUUCUUGACUUUUGAACUGGAAGACGAAAAGGAUUGCAUGUACGACUACGUAGAGGUGUGGAGCAGCUUGGACACGAGCGGACCGUUCUUUGGAAAAUUCUGCGGACCGACCAACCCGACGGAUGUGAUAUCCACGAACGACGCUCUGUUGCUCCGGUUCAAGACAGACAGCACCAUCGUGAGCAAGGGAUUCUCCGCAUCGUACAUAGCCGUGGAGUCGAUGAACCCCAGCGUCGAGUAUUCGUCGGUGACUGACGAAGACGACGUCGACUUGACUUAUCACAAGGCCAAAAAGAACAAGAAGAAAAAGAACAAACCGUCGUCGCCGUCGUCGUCGAACCAGACGAACGGUGAUGGAGACGACGACGACGACAACGAUGGCGGUGGCGGUGGUGACGAAGACGACGAUGACGACGACGACGAGGACGAUGACAUGCUCGCCGUCAAGGGCCCGUGA